UUCGAAACCAGAUUCUCCAAUAUGGCCCGGCAGCUGAGUACCUCUUUUUCUGAUCUCCUCCUGUGUUUGGCGGCUUCCUAUGUUGCUUUGGAGUGGUACAAAUUAAACAAAGUUAAGGCAUCCGCCGGACUCUCCAUUCAGGCCAUUGCCGCUUUUUUUGGAAUCUUCCGUUUUGCGAUGGCAUACCCUGAGGGUGGGAUUAUUUUCAAGUGUCACAAAUUCAUGUCAUGGUUAGCUGCUGGAGCCGGCAUACCACUGAUUGCUAUGGAAUUCUGUGCUAGGUAUGGAUCAGCACUGCUAGCAAACAAAAUAGCUAUUUUCCUUUUAGCAGUGGUUGUUGUUGCUGCAUUUCUUCCACCCAAAACCAAAGAAGUGGCAACACAGGCAGCUAGUGGAUUUUCAAUGCUGGUGAUCUUGAUGCUAAGCUUUGUAAACAAGAAUUACUUUGGACUUGGAGCAGGGAUUACCUAUGUUAUUGCAGGACUUGUGUUUGGUUCUGAUGGAUCCUUGCUGGGAUUUCCCAAAGUUGACUGGCUGCAUUAUGCUUUGAUCCUGGGGAAUUAUCUUUUCCUUAGGUCUAUUUAAAUUGUCUCACUGUUCUUUUUAUAUAUUGAAUGUAAAGUGAGAAAUAGUCCAUUUUA
This is a messenger RNA of Saccostrea echinata, 641 nucleotides long. RefSeq lists its product as uncharacterized. The transcript is spliced from 2 exons. Lineage: Eukaryota; Metazoa; Mollusca; Bivalvia; Ostreida; Ostreidae. The record is from RefSeq and is a predicted model, not a curated record. The coding region runs from base 22 to 585 and encodes 187 amino acids.